Molecule: messenger RNA, 1146 nt
Organism: Vicia villosa (hairy vetch)
Lineage: Eukaryota; Viridiplantae; Streptophyta; Magnoliopsida; Fabales; Fabaceae
Exons: 2
Coding region: 1-1146 (381 amino acids)
Molecular function (GO): zinc ion binding; nucleic acid binding
Source: RefSeq, a predicted model, not a curated record
AUGGGUGUCAAAGGUUUUGUUGCUGUUAAGCUAGUUAAACAAGAAGGUGUGGCAGCACUUUACUCCUGCCUCUCCGCUACUUUCCUCCGGCAGGUUCUCUAUUCCACCACCCUGGAGGUGCUGGCUGGUUGCGGUCUCAUGGCAGGUGGUCUAGAGAAAUGGAAAGCUUUUGCUAUGUCAAAGGAAGAAGAAGAGGGGGUGGUGGCAGAUGAGGAGGAGAUUGUUGAAGACGAAUCCCUACAAAGAACUGUGGCCGGAAAGUUAUGGAUAGAAAGUAGUUUUAACUCUCGGGCGUUCAAAACCACAAUGUUGAAUGCUUGGAAGCUUAAACAUGCAGUGGAGGUACAAGAUCUGAGCAAGAACUUGUUCCUCUUCAAGUUCGGAUCUAAGAGAGGCAUGGAAUAUGUUUUGAAGACAGGUCCGUGGAGUUUCGACCGGGCUUUAUUGGUGCUAAAACGGAUCUCGGGAGAGGAACAACCUUCUGAGUUAAACAUGCAUUUCAGUUCCUUCUGGGUCAGAGUUUAUGAUCUCCCACUCAUACUCAGAUCUGAAACAAUGGCAAAAAAGUUGGGCAAUAUCAUGGGUUCAUUUGAAGAAAUGGACUCUAAGGAAGCACACAGAACUGGAAGAUUCCUCCGAAUCAAAGUAUUAAUUAACCUGAAGGAGCCCCUUAAGCGAGGAACGGUGGUGACAUUCAAAGAUAAGAAAAUCCGGGUGCAGUUCAAAUAUGAGAGACUUCCUCUUUUCUGCUUCGUCUGCGGCAGAAUGGGACACCAAAUGAAAGACUGUGAAGUGGUGGAGGAUUUAAACGAGGAAGGAUUUGAAGAACUUGAGGAGCAAGACCUGGCUUUUGGGCAAUGGUUGCAUGCUUCCCCGUUGCCAAAAAUCACAGAUGAAGGAAGGAGGAAAGAAUCCAGCUCCAGCAUGUGCAGUCGCGAGUUGUUCAAUGUCUCUUCAAGCCAAAGCCGCUGCGGAGCUAAAGGGAAGGAAAAAGGUGCAGAAAAUGAAGUUAUGCAGAAUGCCGAGGCUAUUCAGUCAGCAAACAAGGAAAAGGAUCGAGGCAAAGAGUCACAGUUCAAAUCGGUUGAUGUCGAAUCGGUUGCUGAAUCCCUUGGAGCGGUGGCUCUAUCAAAUGGAACUGGGUAG